This is a messenger RNA of Annulohypoxylon maeteangense, 5812 nucleotides long. RefSeq lists its product as uncharacterized. Bases 234 to 5561 code for a protein of 1775 amino acids. The transcript has 2 exons. The record is from RefSeq and is a predicted model, not a curated record. NCBI's taxonomy places the organism in Eukaryota, Fungi, Ascomycota, Sordariomycetes, Xylariales, Hypoxylaceae.
UUCACGUGCGUGGUUAAUCGACAGCUGCGCAAACAUACCCGGCCUCAUUUGUCCGGGAUAUCUGUUCAUCUCCAAAUUUCUCUUGACACCUAAGACCGAUAUCGUUCACCGCUGCACCACUCGCUGGGGUACAUACAACGAAGCAGCCAGAGGAUUGGCCAGGGAGGAAGCGGCCAAUUAAGUGGAGGCGAGGCCGCAUAACUUGACAACUGGACAUAUACUCGGGCACCAAAAUGGGAGUCGAUUCCAGAACAGCUCCUCCGUUACCCGCCCCGACCGAGACCGAGUCCCAGAUCACUACCACCGAUCUUACCGAGCUUGCUGCUUCCGAUGUUUCCAAGGCUGCCGACGACGACAGAUCCCAUUAUUCCCUACCGGACGACGGAACUCCCGUCACCAUUAAGACCCGCGGCCAUAGGCCUAAUCGCUCUCAGACCUCUCUCCUAAUCGAGUAUUUCGAGGGUGGGAAGAGCGGUGUUUCUGGCACUUCCGGUUCUAGUGAGCGAAAGCCUAGCGUUCGCGUCCGCCUAACCCCAUCCAAGACUCGUGGUAGGAACGACCACAUUCAGAUCACCGAGACCAAGAGCAGCAGAAAGCGUUCUUCGUCCAGAAGGGCAGUCGCGAGCCCAAACGUCACUCGAAGUGAAUUAGACAUUAUGACAGACCCGGAAGACGCAAGGAGCAUGCAUUCCUAUGCGUCCGCCACGGAGGAGUCCAAUGUCUCCCGUAACCCCAUCGAGGUAGAGAUUGACUCGAGAAGUCAUCAUCGCCGCCGAAAAGUAUCAAGCCCGCUGAUUCCUGCUACCGAUAGCAAGGCCUCGACUUAUCAACCACCUAACAUGUCCGACAUCUCGGCCAUUCCCACCGACAGUUUCCUAGAUGGUUCCGGUGGAAACUCAUUCGCGCUGAAUGAAAAGCGUGCCAAGAGCCCCGCUCCGGCUCCUACAACUGAAAGGACACAUCGUAAGGUUCGAAGCUCUAGUCAUGAUCGGAGCGUCAUGCAAAAAGCGGUCGAGAAGGCGAGCAAGCCAGAGCGAAGACACAAGUCGAAAAGUAGAACGGGUAGCUCUGGUGAUAAAGAAAACGACAAGCGCAGAUCUAAAGGAACCCACAAAGAAUCUGUGGUUUCAGCCGCUGAGUCGAGCAUUCUUUCCUCUCAAUUAUCUCCCAGCCACCACUCUUAUAAUUCACAUUCUUCUUCAAAAGUAUCCAUAAAUAAUCCGAAGCUACUUGAGACCGUCGAGGACGCUAUCCGACGACUUAUCCUCCCCGAGCUGGAUGCCAUUAAGAGAGAGCGAAGUCAGCGAGAAUCUCGGAAAAGCAAAGAUCGCGAUUCCCUCUCGAGUCUCACAUCAGCGUCCCGCGAAGAGAUUUCUGGAACGAUUAAAAGGAAAUCUGCCGACACGACUCAAUCGACCAAGUCGAAGGACAAACGAGAUAGGGAGGCUAGAAAUGACCUGUCGCCCCAGAGCAGCAUUGAACAUGUUUCAGUUGUUAUCGAUGCCCCACAAGAUGAAGAUCUGACGCCUCGUCGAGAUCGCGAUCGCGAAACGCUUACAGAUUCUGCUUUGGACUCCGCAGUCAGUGGCUCUGCAUUGCGAUCACGAUCUAGGGGCGAUGAAAAGAGACAGCGUAGGAGAAGACGCGCGGAGACCCCAAAGCGUGAUAAUGGCGAAAGAUAUGGCGAUGAUUAUGAUGGCGCCGAGCACGAGGUGGUGCCGCCUAUGCCUCUUCAGAGUGAAAUUAACCCAUCCGAGUUGACACGAACUUCUAUAUUAUCAGCCGAGACCGAUCGACCUCACUCUGCGAGUGAGGAGAUGGUGCCGGUCCAAAAGGUCCCACGAGGCGUCCCUUCGAUGGAAUCUCUCCAGAGAACUCCUUCUCCUUCACGAUCACCAAGUCAUAACCUUCAAGGCUUAGGCGCUCAACAUGCUAACAUAUCACAUGGUGACCUAAAAGCACUUCCUCGUAAAGGAAACACCGAAUAUAGAGAUGAGUAUAGGACUGACGAGUUCGGAAACCGGUACAUAAACCAGGACCGAGAUGAGUACGACGAUGAGUACGAUGAGGCUGGUAAUCUCUCUGAGCCAGGCAUGUACGAUGAUGAUGCAGCCAUGCAAUCUUUCUAUGGAUCCCAAGACGUGCCAGCCCCAUUACGUUAUGUUCCCUAUCAACAAGAAAGACGUGGACUGAGUCCCAUCCAGAGCGUGUCGGGGAUUACGGAGGGAGAAAGCGAUCUCCACGGUUACCGAGAUACGAGAACGAUGCAAACGGAAAGCGAACUCUCAUCUCCAGACAAAUCACUCCUCAACCGAGACCUUCGAUCUCCAAGUUCCAUCCCCAGCAACCUGCGAAGCCGUGAGUUUUUGGACGAGGCUAGCAGUGUGAGGAGCUCCGGUAUCGAUUACAGAAAUACCCAAUACACUGAUGAUAGUGAGGUUGAUCAUGUGACUUCGGGACAAGCAGUACAUGUCGUCGGAGGGAACCCCGAGAUGGUACACCAGAAUUUUGCACCAGAAUCUGCUGUGGCGUCGCUGGUCGAGGGGUCACAGCUUGAUCCUUCCGUUCUGAGUGGCUCUACUGGGGUCAGGCAGGAUUACCGUGAUUCACAAUUUUCGUACGGUGACGACUCAAGAGGAGUAAGUCCUACGAAGCGCUCGGUAGAGAGUCGUCAUGAAGCAACCGAACGGCAACAAAACCAAUCGCCUACACUGUCAAGAGAUCGUGACCAAUCAACGGCUUCUAGAGAAUUCUCGGAAUAUGAACUCGAUGAAUUCGGCAGAAAGGUACCUCGAUCAAACUACCGCAACUCCCCCACAGUCUCUGAGAGCGCUAUUACAAGCGUUGCUCUACAGCGGGCAGCGCAAGCCGCCCUCAAGCGAAAGGCCGUUGGCUCUGGCCCAAGUCCAAAUACCGAAGCAGAUGAGGGUGAGUUUAUUGGCGAAGGUGUUUCGCGAAAUCGUUCCUUCAAAGAGCGAGCCACCAAGGAUGGUUACCGACCGGACGCUACUCCGCGACAUAGCGUCGAUCGUCUUUCAGAUUACGAUCAUCCAACAUUGGGGGCUAGUGGCCUCCCAGAUUUGGACGACCCGAUGCCAGAGAUAGGAUAUGGCUAUGACGAACGAACUCCUUCAGUUGUACAAGGACCUCUCGGUGGAUCGCAACACGGAGACAGAGAUCACUGGCCAGCAGAACCAACACCAACCUACGAUAGGUCAUAUUCUUAUGAUCGUGCUGUGACACCUAAGGCGAACAGACAAGACAACAGCCACGGCCUCGGUAUAUCCGAUGCGGAAGCCCUAGCCACCCCUGCAACCGCAGGAGCUAUGGCCACAUCACAUAGCCGACAACCCAGUCAAGAGCAGGACGACGAGUGGCAGAGAACUUCCGGAGACCGCAAGCGAGACACCCUGGUCACAAACCCUUACGAGGGAGCCAGUCCGAUAGCCAAUCUUCCUGGUGUAGAUGGAAACAUGUUAGGUGAAACUGGCUUCAGAGCGGAUACCUACAGAGGCGGUUUCCAUACUGGUAGCCCCGGAAUAACUGGAGGCGAUGAAGGUUAUAUCUCUGCCGCACCCAACGAGGCCCGCGAUCGAUCUGAUAUCAAGGGGAAGGAGGUUCCCAUGAUGAGCCAGCCUAAUGUGAGGGAAUCUGAAGACCCGUUCUAUGCCCCGAAGGAUCCAAGACAUCUUGCCGGGCUUUCUCAAGCAAUGGGAACACCACUGUAUGAUCCCUCUACCGGAACUGGAAUUGACAGGAUUCAAUCGAAGGACAUCAUUGCCCUGAUGGAGCACCUUAUGGUCCGAGAUGCGCAACGAAGUGCUAGAGAUACCGAGAUCCUCGUGACCCUUGUCCGUUCCGCAGCUGAUAUGCGUAAUUCGUUCGAAGAUAUCAAGAGGAUGCUAGCGGAUAGCGAAGACCAGAUCAUAACCGAGGUGAAGGAUAAUACGGAAAAGACAGUCAAGCGUCAUCUUGGCGGGCCUCGACCAUUCCCCGGUAGCAGCGCUCGAUCCAUCCAGGGCGGCUCCCAGGCCGGCACCGAAGACGCCAACGUGAAGAAGCGAAACUUCCUUCGACGGGCACUCCAAGGCCUUAGCUCCAAGGGCGCCAACGAUCUUACUAGAAUUGAAGACCUGCUAAAUCAGCUACUCGAUGAUGUCAAUGAUCUCAAGCAUCAGUCCGGCGGGCCGACAGGCCUCAUGAGCACACGAGCUCAAUCGAUUGAGAACAUACAACCCGAGGUCCAGUACGAACAAGACCGGGGUUAUGAGCCCGAAGGUCAUGCUGGAACCUCAACAGCUAGCCAUGCUAGCCAGUCGGGACACCUGUCGAUACCCCAAUCUCGUGGAACGUCUAACAGGUUAGCCAACGAGCGCAAGUUCUCCGAUCAUCGUAUUAGCACCGUGCCGGAAGAUGACGACGAAUAUAACGACCAUUCCGCGCCGCCACUAAGUCAAUAUGAGAUGCACGGAGGAAUGAUGUCUCCCAGCGAUGAGCGACCAAGAGGUGGAUCGGUACCUCUAGGCACGCCGCCGCAAAAUUCGCCGCAAACACAGCAUUAUUCAGCUAGCAAUGAGAACACUCCUCGAACAGAAGAGAGCAAGAAACACAAAUCAAGGGGGUCGUCUAGUUUCUUCCCUAAGAUCUCACGGUGGUCUGAAACAACGACAUCAAGUUUAGGAAAGGUUUUCCGAAGCAGCGGUGCCUCCAAGAAACACGACCCGCCUGAGGACUUCCUACAACAUGCUCCUCCUUCUCGGUCGGCCUCGGACAUCGGGAACUACGAGCAGUUCCAGCAUCAGGACGUGUACGAAUCUGAUAAGUUACACUCUGGCUUCUCAGAACAAGAUCUGCGCCCCGCAACCGUGGACUCCAACUUGCCCAGCAUGACUGCCCCGCAGCAACAAAUCCAGCAAACCCCUAUGCACCAGCCCACUGCACCCAUCCCAUACUCCACCCCGGAAGAUCCUAAAUACAGGGCUCAUCGCAACUCGCUCAACUUGCAGCACCCGCAACCGCGACAAGGACGUGUGGAGCGUUUUGGAACAGCGUUGGAGUCUUCGGCGCAAGACUACGACACGCCUAUGUCUCCGAGAUCAGCCGACUGGGCUGGCUCCGCAACUUCAUUGACCAGAUUCCCCGCCCAGAACACUAACCGUUAUAGCGACAACAGCGCUAUGAACUCGGGCCACGGAGGAGAUGAUUAUCACUGGCAAGGAAUGACAUCUCCUAGCCCGCAAGGACCACCACGACCUCCCAAGGAGCCGCUCGACGGUCCUUCACCUGCAUUCACGCAGACACCCCCUCAACAUGACCGGGUGAACAAGCUACAGAAGAAGCAUGGCAGCCCAUUGCCACAACAAAGCGUCGAGAGUGGCUACGGUACAGCCACCGCUACCCACGCCGGAAGUUACCAUUCUGGUAGCCCGAAACCAGAGAACAGAAAUCUGAGCGCCGCCCUCGGGGUUCCAACCCGACGACCUAGCGGCCCAAGAGCGAUGACCCCUAGUCGAGGCAGCGAAGAUGGAGAGGAGAGACGUCGAAAGCGAGGUAAGUCAUAGUCACUUUCUUGGACAUCACAGUCAACAUUGCUAACUUCAUACACAGACACGUUCGGCACAGUAGCUAGCCCUUCGAGCGUUAUUAGCCAAGAGUCCGAGACGUUUUAGGAAAACGCUCGCCAUCUUGACGUUCUAGCGCCUCAAUCUCCAUUUCACGUUGAUUUCAAAAGUUAGAGGGACGAAUGAACGACUUCACGGUUGACAUUAAGCGGCUGCUGGGUAGCCGUGUUUUAAAUAUAAUAAUUGCCUUU